Symbiodinium sp. CCMP2592 is the source of this 5106-nucleotide messenger RNA. The record is from the annotation of a GenBank genome assembly. NCBI's taxonomy places the organism in Eukaryota, Dinophyceae, Suessiales, Symbiodiniaceae.
AUGGCUGAGGAUCUCGUGGCCAAUGAUGCAGCGCUCGCUGAAGGCACCGCUGUCGCCACGUCCGACCCAGAAGAGUCCUCGGCCUUGGACGCCUUAGCCUUGAAAGAGCCUCUGAAGGCUGAUGAGAGGCCCAGCUCCAGCAGAACUCCGUCUGUUUCCUCCCGCCAGUCCAUCCACGUCGCUGUGCCUUCCAAUGUCAGACCUGGGGAGAAGUUUUUUGUAGUGGUGGAUGACAUGGAGUAUGAGGUGAUAGCGCCAGAAGAUUGUAUGCCUGGCGAAAUGAUUGCAAUGGACAUCAUGUCAGAUUUGCGAUACUGGGAAGCUGAUGCACCUGCGGUUGUUGUGUAUCCUGACCCCGAUGAUCGUGGAGAGGGUGGCCGGCCCGGGCCGGGUUGGAAUGAAUCCAAAGAGUACGAGGCUUCUGUGGCCGAGUCGGUUGCCACGGACGCGAGCAUCGUACAGAUUACUGUGCCGAACGAUUGCAAUGCAGGUGACACGUUCUUCGCCGCAGUCAAUGGCUUAGAGUAUGAGAUUCUCGUGCCUAAAGGCAGCAACCCUGGGGACGUGAUCACCCUGGAAGUGCCAUCCAAACACGCAGUCGGAAAGUUCGCUGUGCCAGCGCCUGCCAGUGACGUGCCGUCCAUUCUCGUACGAGAUGCAAUGGCUAGCCAGGGCUCCAGCGAGACGGACGUGUUUGCGGAAAUUUCCGUUCCGGAGAAUACAUACCCUGGCCAAACUUUCGUGGCUGUCAUCGAGAAUAUGGAGUUCGAAGUUCCCGUACCAGACGGCUACGGUCCGGGAGACCGAAUGACGCUUCAGGUGCCUUCACGUGGUUUCAUGCCGAGGCCUCUGCCGUCGGAGCUACGGGAAAUGCGCCAAGAGCUCCAAGAAGUGCGUCAAGAGCUGCAAGCCGUCCGGCAAGUGCAGAUGUCGCAAAAGAGAGCUGAAGAGGCAGCGCAACACGUGUCCAAAUCCUCGGGCGACUCAAACUUUAUCGAGAUACUCAUUCCACCGGACUGCUACGAAGGAGAUGUCUUUAUUGUCGAAGUGGAUGACGUUGAGUUCGAGAUGGUUGUCCCGGAUGGUUGCACGCCGGGUGAGGUGAUUUACAUGGACGUGCGCGAGGGUGCUGGGUACCCGGCCAAAGAGCUGAGCAGCAAGCAGAAGAGCAGUUCAAGACCUGCCUCAGCCGUCAAGAAGAAGAUCCUGCAGGAGCUUGCAAAAGAGCAGCUUGCUCGCGAAGCUGCUGCCGCAGCUGCCGCCUCGGCGGCCUCUGCAACCUCUGCGGCACCGCACUCCAGCUUGGAGGUCUUGGAAAUCACGAUUCCGGACGAUUGCUAUCCAGGCGACGUUUUUGUCAUCGAGGUGAAUGGCGUAGACAUCGAGCUGGUCGUGCCAAGUGAGUGCCAACCUGGUGAAGUCAUCUACAUGGACUUGCUGCCAGAAGGCCGCGUCACCAACUCUCGGCCUGCAUCGGGCACCACAGCUACAGACAAAUCGCACUCACGGCCUGCGAGUGCCAGGAAGAAGGGCAAGGCAAUGGCUGAGGAGCCAUCAGAGCCAGAGCCUUCAGGGAGUCCUGAAGGAGCGCUUGCGCCGGUAGCGGUGGAAAAGCCGGAAGAGGAGACCCUGCAGGCGACAGUGGCGACAGGGUCGGCUCCGUCGGCUCCGGAAGCCGCUCCGGAAGCCGCUCCGGAAGCCGCUCCGGAAGCUCCUGAUGGCCGUGCAGCUUCCGGGUCCAUUGCAGGGACUGAGGACCUGGUCGAGAUUCUGGUCCCCGAAGACUGUGCUCCCGGUGACAAAUUCGUUGCUGUCUUCGAAAUGGAGUUGAAAGUACCAGAGGGCUGCGAAGGUGGUGAUGUCCUAGUCGCCGCCAUGCCUCACGCCAUACCUGAAGCGGAGUUGGACACUACGGGAUCCACCUCAGCACUCGGUAAAACCUUGGAGGCCAUGGGAUGGACAAAAGAGAUCGAGAAUCUGAAGCAAGAAAUGGAAAAUUUGAAGCAGGAACGCCUGAAGCUACCCGAGCCAGAAGUGCAACCAUCUUCGAAAGAGGAGGAUGACAUCCAAAGCUUGAAGAAGGAAAUUCAUCACCUAAAGGAGGAGCACGCAAGGCUUCUGGCACAGUCACUACAUGCAGCCAACAAGCAGCAGAUGGAGCGAGUCGAUGUGAAGGAGAAAAUGACGAAAGAAAUGGCAACUCUGCGAAGGGAAGUCCGAAAGCUUAAACAGGCCAUGAAGGAGCCACCUCCGAGCAUCAUGAACCUUUUGGGAGCACAGGCAGCCGAAAUACCUGUCCUGGACAUGCAUUUCAAGCUUGAUGGGGAGCUGUCAUCCUUUGACGAAGCAGACUUUACGAACUCCCUGGCGGAAACGUUGGGAGUCAACAAGUCCCUCAUCCAGAUACGCCUCUCUCCUGGCUCCGUCAUAGUGGAUGCGAGCAUCUCAGUGAGUGACAGUUCCGUAUUGCAUCGGGCGGAGGAGGUACUACGGCUAGAGAAAGAUGAGUUGUCACGCCGUCUGGGAAGCACUGUCCUCGAGCCGCCUCGCUUCGUGCUGAUGGCCCAGGGCCCCCAAAUGGGCAAGGAGAAGUCGCUGAGCAAUGAGACACCACGCUCCUCGGGUGUCGAUGUCGUGGACGUUACGAUCCCAGACGGCAUCCACGCUGGCGAUGUUUUCUAUGCCGAGGUGAAUGGUGUGGAGUUCAAGGUUGUCGUGCCCGAGAACUGCGGGCCUGGUAAGAUCAUCGAGAUGGAGGUUCCAUCAUCACUCACCCAGGAAGGCCUCGGGCCAGUGACCAGCCGUUCCAGCUCCUACGAGGCGCAGGACCCACUGUCAGAGAUUGUUGAAGUGGUCAUUCCUCCCGGUGCAUGCGCCGCGGGCGGGUUCAUUGCGACGCUUCACGGGAAGGACUAUGAAAUCUCUGUUCCAGAGGGUGGGCAAGAAGGUGAUACUAUCGAGAUUGACCUGGCAGGACUGUCUCAGCCGUCCUCUCGGAGCUCGCAGGCAUCCAAGAUCUAUGAAGUUUUAGUGCCAGAUUUUCUUAAAGCUGGAGAUUUGUUCAUCGCGCAGCUGGAGGGCAAGGAGUAUGAGAUCCCGGUGCCCUACAGCUGCCGGGGUGGUGACGUUAUAGAGGUUGACGUGUCAGGCUUGUCAGAGCCGCCUUCCAGCGCUUCGCAGGAUCGGCCGGACCAUACCUUUGGAGUCGUCAUACCUGCGACACUGUGCGCUCAUGACUCGUUUACCAUUAUGGUGCACGGCAAGGAGUUCGAAAUCAGUGUUCCGGAGGGCAAGCAAGGUGGAGAUGAAAUUGUGGUUGAGUUUGCAGGUUUGACUCCCCUGGCCGCUAGCAAACUGACCCCGGCCACGGAUGAAGAGGAGGAUAUCAACGCCACGCCCACGGAAGGCUCCAUUGCCCACGGGUCGGAGGCCGCAGAGGGCGACAUUGACGAAGCUGCUCCUUUUGAUUCAGGCCGAUGCAACGAGGAGCCAGCAUCGCCAAGUGCUGCAAGUCCUAGUGCUUUUCAAGAAACGUUAAGAGAAGAACAUCUCGACGUAGAACAGGCCUCUGCACCGCAGGUGGGCGCAAAGGAGAUCCUGGAGCGCAUCCAACCGGAGCCAAAGCCAGAGGUCCCCGAAGAAGAUAGCGGCAAAGAGCGCGAUGCUGCAGUCGAAAACGCCUGCAUGCAGGCAGAGGAGGAGGCAGAGCGGAAGCGCCUGGAAUUCGUGGAGCGCCAAGCGAUGGAGGAGGCUGAAAGACUCCGUCGUGAAGAGGAGGAACGUGAAGCUGCGAGAAUAGCUGCCGAGAAGGCGGCUGAGGAGGCAGAGCGGCAACGCAUCGAAGACCUCAAGCGCCAGGCGCUAGAAGAGGCUGAAAGGGCCGCCCGAGAGGAGGCAGCUCGUGAAAAUGCGUGCAUGGAGGCAGAGGAGGAGGCAGAGCGGCAGCGCCUGGAGUAUCUGAAGCGCCAAGCAAUAGAGGAGGCUGAAAGACUCCGUCGUGAAGAGGAGGAACGAGAAGCUGCGAGAAUAGCUGCCGAGAAGGCGGCUGAGGAGGCAGAGCGGCAACGCAUCGAAGACCUCAAGCGCCAGGCGCUAGAAGAGGCUGAAAGGGCCGCCCGAGAGGAGGAAGCGCGCAUAAAACGAGAGGAGGCAGAAAUCAAGGGCAAGGUAGUGGUCUCUGUGACUGUGGUGAACGAUGAGACGGAAGAGCUGAUGGCCAAGGCCUCAUUGAGGCUUGGUUGCAAAGUUCUCGAACUUGCACAGGUUUGCAUCCGGGAAGCACGGCUGUCGGUGACUCCCGCUAUCUUCACCGAGCCCAAGCCCGAGCCCAGAAUGGUGCGCGGAAAGAUGGAAGUGCGCGAGCGCUCCGUGCUGAACAGCGACGAGACGCUGUUGGAAGCUGGUGUGGAGAACAACGCCGUCCUCAGAGCCAAGAUCAGUCCCGCAGUCAUCACGGCAUCAAAGGACCGCACGGCUCGCAUUUGGAAUGCAGAGACCGGGAAAUGUGAGCUGAUUCUGGAGGGCCACACCGAAGCAGUCUGCUCGGCUUGCAUUUCACCAGACUGUCGCUAUGUGGCGACCUCUUCGGAAGAUGGCUCCUCCAGGCUCUGGUACGUGGACAGCGGCCGCUGCGCUCGAGUCUUGCUGGACCACAAAGAAGCAGUUUACUUUGCCACUUUUUCGCCAGACAGCAAGCAGGUCGUGACUGCAUCAGAGGAUGCCACGGCCAAAAUCUGGGUGGUCAAAACCGGCAUCUGCAAGCUGACUUUGAAAGGGCACCACUUCGCCGUCCUCUGGGCAACAUUUUCCCCUGAUGGCAGAAGCGUAACAACCACAAGCAGUGACGGAACGCUCAAAAUUUGGAAUGCCAAAACCGGAGUUUGUGAUCGGACCCUCCUUGGGCAGAAGCCCGUGUACCUGGCCUCCUUUGCAAGUGAUGGCACGACCUUCGUCACUACUAGUGGUGAUUCGACUGCCAAGAUUUGCGACCUUGUGACUGGAGAGGCCAAAAUAGUUCUUACAGGCCACGACUCGCUUGUACUCGGCGCUUCCUACGCGCCUUCGUGUCCGCAGCCGGAGUCUCACCAAAAAGAUGACGCUGGCUAA